GUUUAUGCAUCUCUCUAAAUUUUGUCAUCCUCAUAGUGAUGUCGGACGCGAACCUUGCAGUGACAUAUUCUUUAAUCUAUGCAUUUCUCAAACAGCAGUCCCAGACAAAAGCAGCUGAUGCUGUACAGAAAGCUGCAAGGAGCACCAUCGUCUUAAAGGAUGAUUUGCAGCUCGAGGGUCCACCUUUGGAUGAGAUAGUCAAGCAAUGGAAAGAGUCGCAUGCUAAUGACAGUUCUUCUGACUCCGACUCUUCAGAUGAUUCCUCUGACGGUGCGUUAUACCAAUCAUGCACAAACGGGCUUCGAUAUGUAAUUCUGGGCAGACUCCUCGACAAGUUCUAGCUCUGAUUCCAGUUCCAGUUCAUCCGAUUCAACGUAUGUUGUCGAGACGUAUAAUUUAUCUUGCUCACAAGUCAGCAUAAAGUUCAGGGGAUGACGCAGGCAUGUAUAUUUUGUUCUCCCUGUGGGUUGCCGCCUCACGACCACAGAU
Molecule: messenger RNA, 489 nt
Organism: Suillus bovinus
Lineage: Eukaryota; Fungi; Basidiomycota; Agaricomycetes; Boletales; Suillaceae
Exons: 5
Coding region: 39-341 (100 amino acids)
Source: RefSeq, a predicted model, not a curated record